Molecule: messenger RNA, 975 nt
Organism: Thyridium curvatum
Lineage: Eukaryota; Fungi; Ascomycota; Sordariomycetes; Thyridiales; Thyridiaceae
Exons: 4
Coding region: 1-975 (324 amino acids)
Biological process (GO): dolichol-linked oligosaccharide biosynthetic process
Cellular component (GO): UDP-N-acetylglucosamine transferase complex
Source: RefSeq, a predicted model, not a curated record
AUGUCUGCAUUAUCUCAACACCAGGUAUCUCACUCACCCGAGGAUGAUAAUGGACGCAAGGAUCAAGCCCAGACAGAUCUCACCAGGGACGACAUUCACAUUAUUGAGGCGCCUGCCGUUACCUCAUUCACGUUGAAAAUUGUAGCAGUCUCCCUGAUCCUGGGGCUUGCUAUUGCACUCAGUCUAUUUUUCAUCAGACUGCCAGUUUUGACGGCUCUAGCACUCCUUGCUGGAACAUUUGUGACGAGUCAGAGUCGCUUCAUAUAUCUCAGAAGAGCCAGGGCACAGCUCUCUUCCCAAGCAUGGAACGCAGCUAAGCAUCAACAAGCUCCGGCGCCUGCCAUCAGGAAUCUUCCUGCUGUGUCCUUCACGUACCAAUUCAGGGGCCAUGCAAACCUCCACCGCCGCUACAUCAUCAGCUCGGGCGACAAUUAUUCUCUCAGCGAGGUUCUCAAGCUGGAGAACAAAAUCAAGAAGGCUUACCCUCGCGGCCUCGGUGGGACCUGGGAUGUUGUCAGAGUUCGUCGAGCCCGAGAUAUUUACCAGCCGCUAUGGACUGCGUGGUACACCUCGAUUCUCAGCACGAUAUCCAUUCUCAACACUAUCAUGCUGCCUCCUCAGGAUCGAUCAGGGCCGGCCGAGGUCAAGAACUUUCGAUACCCUCAUGUUAUUGUCACCAAUGGGCCAGGAACAGGCUUCAUUGUUUGCCUGGUAGCUUACAUGCUGAAGUUCUGCUUCCUUGUGCCUGAAAAUCGUGCCAAGAUCAUGUAUAUCGAGACGUGGGCACAUCCCAAGACUUUGAGCCUGACCGGCAAGCUGUUCUAUGCAACAGAUAUCGCCGACAUGUUUCUUGUGCAACAUGACACUCUGGCUGAGAAGAUUGGCCGGCCUUGUGUGGGUGACAUCAGCAAGCAAGGCAAUCUUCUUGGAAUCAAGGAGCAACCUCUGAAGGAUGCAGAGAAAGGACCCGCUUAG